AUGUCCUGCAAAGUUGGUCCACUCUCCACCACUCCAACGGCCAAGAGUCGAUGCUCCUCCAUCAUCAACGUUCACUUCAACAGCAGCGACAGCAGCACCAAUGCGUCCUUUCACGUGCUCAUCAUGUCCGCCCUGAGCUAUACAUACGCGUUUAUCCAGCUCAUGGCAUUCGAGGCUACCUGA
Fulvia fulva is the source of this 183-nucleotide messenger RNA. RefSeq lists its product as uncharacterized. The record is from RefSeq and is a predicted model, not a curated record. The transcript has a single exon. Bases 1 to 183 code for a protein of 60 amino acids. NCBI's taxonomy places the organism in Eukaryota, Fungi, Ascomycota, Dothideomycetes, Mycosphaerellales, Mycosphaerellaceae.